This is a messenger RNA of Danio aesculapii, 2742 nucleotides long. Its product is annotated as hydroxylysine kinase. Bases 91 to 1158 code for a protein of 355 amino acids. The record is from RefSeq and is a predicted model, not a curated record. Gene Ontology annotation, molecular function: amino acid kinase activity. Lineage: Eukaryota; Metazoa; Chordata; Actinopteri; Cypriniformes; Danionidae. The transcript has 5 exons.
CAUCAACAGCUCUCGCUUUUUUCCGGCAACUGAACGAGCUUUGACUGAAUUCGGACUAGUCCAGCAGCAGGACCUGCAUCACUGCCCGGCAUGUCAACGAAAGAAUCAAAGCCAAAUCUCAGCCAUUCACAGGUUACAGACAUUCUCAAGCGACUCUAUGGGUUAACCACGUCUGUCAUUCGACCACUGCCAAGCUAUAUUGAUCAGAACUUCCAUGUGGUCUCCAGUGAGGGUGGAGAAUAUGUCUUAAAAGCAAUGAACUCCGCAGACAGCCAAGACACUGCUGUUAUUGAGUUGCAGAAUUACUCGAUGACCUUCUUACACCAAAGAGGCCUUCCUGCGCAGACCGCUUUACCCACACUGACUGGACAACUGAUGAGCUUAGAGGAAAUUGAUUGUGGUUUUGGCACACAGAUAUAUUUAGUCCGACUGCUGACCUACUUGCCUGGCACUACCAUAUCAAAAAUUUCCAUCAACACUCAGAUUCUGUACGACAUUGGGAAAAUGGCCGCCACUUUGGAUACAGUUUUACUGCAAAUGGAGCAUCCAAACAUCAGUGUCCUUCACAGAGACAAUUUUAUUUGGAGUCUCGCCAGCAUUCCACUCCUAAACCAGUAUAUUCAUGUGAUGGAUGGGGAUCCGGUACAAAAGGUUGUUGAAGCAGUUAUGGAGCAGUACCAGGUCCAAGUCAGGCCAAAACUACCACUGUUUCGCAAGUGCAUCAACCACGGAGACUUAAAUGACCGUAAUCUCUUGGUAAAUCAAGAUGGACCCUCAAAAUAUGCAAUCUCUGGAAUUCUUGAUUUUGCAGACAUGAGCUGUGGGUAUUUCAUAUUCGAGCUGGCCAUCACUAUCAGGUACAUGAUGACUGAAAGUCCCAAUCCGUUAGAUGUUGGAGGGCCAGUGGUGGCAGGAUGGGAAAGUGUUUUCCCUCUCAACGAGGCAGAAAGAGACUCGCUCUACUGGCUGGUUCUGUGUCGGUUUUGCCAGUCUCUUGUUAUAGCCCGCUACACUGUAAUCCAGCAGCCGGAGAAUGAGGAAUACGUGCGGAUGGCUUCUAAGAAAUGUGUGCAGCAUCUCAGCCGUCUUUGGGAGCUGGGGAAAGAUGAAGUUGAACGAAGAUGUUUUCAGAAUGCAGCACAGUUCAGCCAGUCUUGACGGAGCACCAAAGCACAAAUAUAUGGACAAAUAGAUAGUAAUAUAUGUAAGAAUACGUAAUAUUCUGUCAUGCAUUAAUACCAAAAUCAUUUGUCAAAAUCACUGUGGGACUAACUGUGUGCUGAGAAGCCCAAAAAACGUAGCAGUAAAGCAUUUACCACCUUGUAGUGUUGUCAUUCCUUUCCACAACACUUAAAAGACGUUGAGGGAGUGAAGACACCAAGUGAUGAAGUGUUACAGGAGUCAUUUUGUCCUAUUCUUCCUUCAAACAAGUCUUAAGGUGGGCAACAGUACAGGGUCUUUGUUGUUGCCAUUUGUGCCACACAUUCUCUAUUGGAGACAGGUCAGGACUGCAGGCAGGCCAGUCAAGUAUCUGUAUCCACUUCCUCCAAAUAUGUGCAGAAUGUGGUUUUGCAUUGUCUUUUUAAAAUAUGCAUGGGCGUCCCUGGAAAAGAUGUCUUCUUGAAGGCUCCAAAAUCUCAAUGGAGGCAAAAUUAUUUUCCUGAGGGCCAGUUUAUCUCCAGCUAAACAAUUAAACACUUCUGAAGCAGCUAAACAAGGGAUGGAAACGUCUAGGAGAGUGUGUUGGAGAUUAAUGUUGGAGGUAAAUCCUUCACACAACAGCAGUUUAAGGACACCACAACUGUACUAUAGUACACUCAACAAAGUGGAGUAGUAGUUGACUGCGUUUUUGACCAUAUUUCCCUUUUUAUAAGAUUAUUCCGAUAAAAAGCGAAGCAUUAACGUCAGAAAAAAAUAAUAGUAAUAAUUAUAAUGAUAGAAUAUUUGAAAAAGGUAUGAGGACAUUCACUAAAUAGUACUUUUAUUUAGAUUUUCUGUCUUUCAUUAGUUAAUAAUCAUUUAAAUUGUAUACAUGUUUUUUUAUUAUUAUUAAGGACAUUUGUAACUUUUUAGCAUUAUUUUGUAAGACAUUUAACUUUUGUUAUGUAUAUAGGCACAAUUUUUUGUAUAUUUUUAUUCUGGGGGAAACAAAACCUUUAUGAAUUGUCCAGCAGAUGGCUGCAGAGAUCCAUAAAUGCUGCUCAGAGGCUAUUAAACUGAAACAAAACACAAGACAGAAGUCCUGCUAUAUUACUCGCUUUCUAACACAGCACACAAGUCAACAUCUUGUAAAAAAGCUGAACAUAUGUUGCAUGUCCCCAAAAAGGACCAGUUGCAUUGAAUAUAAAUAAGAAAUAUAUGUAUAAUUGUGAUUGAUUCAUGUAAAAUUAUGAUUUAAAAAAUAAUAAACAAUCAAUACAUAAUAAUAAAUAGUGAAAAGCGUCUUGAAGGGGGCGGGGCAUGUCGGAUACUAGAGAGCAUUUGAUUGGUCAAGAUUUGAUGAGAAACUGAAGUAUGAGGAGAAGGGAUUGUUAUAUGUUUAUAUCAGUUUUAUAUCUUCUAAAUGUAUAUUUUGAUAUUGUUUUGUACCGCACUAGCUUAUAGAUGUCAUUGAAGACGAUAACAUACUGAUAUUAACAUCUAAAAAAACGGUGUUUUAAUUUUACGGGACCUUAAAGUGUAUCAGCUUUGUUUUGGUGUGUUUACAUUGCAUGUUUCAACGUUACUGUCGAUGUACUAAUU